AUGGUGCUGACGGAUGCUGGCUUUUCAAAAAAAAAAAUUGCGGUGGUUUCCUCGGAUUUUCCUCUCCUGAACCAACCCUACGCAACUUCUGCGAAUUUUUACACCUAUGUUGCAAUCGAUCCUGGCCUUACAAAAAAAUCCUUCCUUGGAUUUUUCUCUCCUGAACCAACCAACCCUACGCAACUUUUGCGAAUCUUCAGAACAAACACCUAUCCUGAACAACAUAUCAAUGGGUGA
Messenger RNA from Laccaria bicolor S238N-H82, 237 nucleotides. RefSeq lists its product as uncharacterized. The record is from RefSeq and is a predicted model, not a curated record. Lineage: Eukaryota; Fungi; Basidiomycota; Agaricomycetes; Agaricales; Hydnangiaceae. The coding region runs from base 1 to 237 and encodes 78 amino acids. The transcript has a single exon.